Messenger RNA from Toxoplasma gondii ME49, 1791 nucleotides. RefSeq names its product dynein intermediate chain, putative. The transcript has 17 exons. Gene Ontology annotation, cellular component: outer dynein arm. The record is from RefSeq and is a predicted model, not a curated record. NCBI's taxonomy places the organism in Eukaryota, Apicomplexa, Conoidasida, Eucoccidiorida, Sarcocystidae. Gene Ontology annotation, biological process: cilium movement; outer dynein arm assembly. Bases 1 to 1791 code for a protein of 596 amino acids. Gene Ontology annotation, molecular function: dynein light chain binding; dynein heavy chain binding.
AUGAACGAAUAUUACUAUUCCUAUUCCAAACUCCGUCAGGAGUUUGGACGCCAUUGUAAUUUCGAGGUCUCCGAGCCGAAGCUGCUCGGUGCAAUCGACCCCAAGCCAGAGCUAAGGAACCAGUAUGUGCGGAAGAAUCCGCGUACAUUUGUUUCGGACAACAUCAUGGAGAUGUCUGAACACAUGGUGAACACGGAAAGAGUUCGCGUCGGAACCAAGGGAAUGAAACACGUUGAAGGAGGCUGGCCCAAAGAAGUCGAUCCAUCAGAAAUUCAGGAGACAGCAAAAUGGCGAAAGCGUCUGGAUCGGGACCCUGGCUUUGCAACGGCCAUUAAACACCUGAGUAGCGAGGCCACGCGUCCACUCAUGCAGAACGACACGCUGGAUAUAUUCGAAGAGUAUUUCGCCGGAGAGACAGUCCAAACCACUUCCAGUAACCUUUCGGCUCGGUCCCUCACGCUUUUCAAAGACAAAGUGACAGACUGCAAGCGAACCGCCACAUGCAUUGCGUGGCACCCGGAAGGCUCAACCAAACUCGCAGUGGCCUACGCUAUUCUCAAAUUUCAGAAGCAGCCUGAUCCCAUGCCGUCGCAGGCAUACAUCUGGGACGUUACACAAUGCAACACGCCCCUUACGGAGCUCACAGGACAAAGUCCCGUCGUCUCAAUCAUGUACAACAACAAAAUAACAGAUGUCAUCGUAGGCGGUUGCUACAACGGACUGAUCUCACUGUGGGAUUUGAGGAAAGGAACGAAACCGGCAGAGACAUCUCGUACGGAGACAAGUCACUACGACCCAGUCUACGACGUCACGUGGCUUCAAAGCAAAACAAACAACGAACUCGUUUCAGUGUCCACAGAUGGCCACGUUCUCUGGUGGGACACGCGAAAUCUCUCGGCUCCCGUGGAAGACUGCGAACUCCCGGACGCGGCUGCUUCGACACAAACCGUGGGGGGCAUGUGCAUUGAGUGGAGUGUGGACGCAGGACCAACAAAAUACCUUGUUGGAACGGAGCGGGGCAGCACCGUAUCCUUAAAAAAGAAGCCCAAGAAGGUAGACAGCAAGUCUGUCGAAAUUGCACAGAGAUUCGGUCAAGAAACAGGAAGACACUAUGGGCCUGUCUACGCUGUCCGGAGAAAUCCCUUCCACCCGAAAUACUUUCUCACAGUCGGCGACUGGACUGCGAAGAUUUGGAUGGAAGAAAUCAAAUCUCCAAUUAUCUGCACAGACUAUCACCCCGCGUCGCUCUUGAACUGCCAGUGGAGUCCCACCCGUCCGGGUUUGUUCAUGGUAUGCCGUGAGGAUGGCUUUCUGGAUUUCUGGGACUAUUACUACCGACAGAACGAAGUCACAUUUCAACAUAAGGUUUCCGACGCAGCCUUGUGGUCCAUAGCCGUUCAGAGCCAAGGGCAGCAUGUGGCAGUUGGAGACUCAGACGGGGCGGUGACUUUGCUGGAGUUGUGCGAUGGUCUGCACAUUCCAGGAGCCAACGAAAAAGUGUCUGUGGGGCAGAUAUUUGAGAGAGAGACGAGAAGAGAGAAGAACAUCGAACAGUCUCGUAAACAGGCAGAAGCUCGUAGAGCGGAAGAGAAAUCCGCCGCCAGCAAGGCAACCGAGCCUGCGACAGGCAAACUUUCUGCUCCCGAGACUCUGCAGAAACUUCGCGAGGAAUUCUUUGCCUCAGUCGGCAUUGACCCUACAACUGCGCGACCAAAACAUGAAGCUGGCAAAGCUUCGAGUUCCUCUUGCGCCUCGUCUGCUUCUCGGGCACACGAGGAGCGGGGAGGAUAG